CUGGGUGUUAACACCUUCCGUCUGAGCUCACUGCCAGGGUAUGAUCAGAGAAUGGGAGGGUGGCAGUCCGCCUGGGAAAGCGAGGGCUCCAGACCCAGGGGCCCAAGAAAGGAAGCCUGCGGAAGGGAACUCCGUCAAGAAGGGUGGCAGAUCCGCCAGGCAGCACAGCACCAGCACUUGCUUCUCUCGGGAUAAAGAUGCUCCGUGUGGCCAAGACAAGCCCUCCCUGGCUUUCCCGUUGGGGUUAUGGAACCAAUUCUGCCAGGCGGACCCACGUAUUACCUUCGGGAAAUACUCCUCCUUGGAGAAAGAGAUCCUGCGUCUAGGCGGCACUCACACCGCAGCAACGAGAAAGUUCCUGGUUCACAAGCAAGAGGAAGAACAGAAAAUGCUCAGGGAGCUACAGCUGCUGUCUCCAGACUACGCCCAGGCAAUGGAAUGCAACCGACGCUGUCCCAUUCCUUGUCUGGCACGUGGCCCCCCAGAAAAAGUAUGGACAGCACGGGUGGUCGUGUCCCCCGAGGAGUUCACAAUGCCCCAGCGCGAGAAGAUCACCAUCUACAAGCACAUUGAAAGGAUGCAGCUGGCCCGAGCCCUGAGAAAUAAGCAGCUUUUAAGCUACGUUGAAAGGCUCAGGGGCUCCUCCGUCCUCUCCGGAGCGGUCCUGAGCCCAACAGCAAAGGACAAAGCCCGACGAGAGCAGGGCAGCUACGGCAAGGCCAAGCCGGAAGGCGAAGAGGCGGGGCGCAGAAGCCCCAGGAAGCAGGAGAUGCAGGUGAACGUGGUUUUCAAGUCAGAAGAACCCAAGAAAUGUUUUGUGUGCCAGCCAAAGGCUUGCAAAUCAUUCUUCCCCAGAAUGAAAGCAGAAAGAACCAUCGCGGGCCAAACGAAUCGGAACCUUGUGCCCUUAGCGGAGUUCCCCGGAGACCUCAUGCUCAUGAACCAGGAUUUCGUGUCGCGGGGCAUCAACCCCUGUGAUGUGACCCGGACCUGCUCCCUAGAGGAAGAGCGCUUGUGGAAUGGGCACGCUGGCAGGGCUGCUCCUUAUAAUUAAAGUUCUAUUUACCCCCAGGGAA
This is a messenger RNA of Oryctolagus cuniculus (rabbit), 1076 nucleotides long. The record is from RefSeq and is a predicted model, not a curated record. Lineage: Eukaryota; Metazoa; Chordata; Mammalia; Lagomorpha; Leporidae.